This is a messenger RNA of Eremothecium sinecaudum, 678 nucleotides long. Its product is annotated as HBL289Cp. The transcript has a single exon. The record is from RefSeq and is a predicted model, not a curated record. The coding region runs from base 1 to 678 and encodes 225 amino acids. NCBI's taxonomy places the organism in Eukaryota, Fungi, Ascomycota, Saccharomycetes, Saccharomycetales, Saccharomycetaceae.
AUGGAAUACACGCCACCACCCACAUACAACUCAAUUGACGUGGAAUCAAGCGCCAAGUCAUCGCCCGCUGGCCAAACCAAGCCAUUGGCCUACUCUUGCGCUCUAUGGUUGAUUACCAAUGUCAUCGCAGGAUUGAGCAUACAUUAUUACAAGUCAGGAUCACCAAUUACUCUCGCUAUAACAAUAAUUACCCUAUUGAUGAUCUUCUACAUUGUAUAUCGCAUCGGAAGUGCUCCAAAAGAAAGCACCCGCUGGAAUUGGAGUUGCAUAACUUACCUUCCAGCUUUACAAUUGUUCCUUUUUAUGCUCGUAUUUUUUUCGAAUAAAGGUCUUAAUCGCUGGUUAACGGUGUCUGUGUACAGUGGGGGUUUGAUGUCUGUCAUCUUGGGCUAUUGUUUCAUGCAGGGUGUAGAGAACUGGGAUGCAGAUACUUUAUGGGAGCAGCAUAAUGGACAUAAAAUCUACACUGCUCCUCUUCUAGUAAUUGCAGGAUUGCAUCUUACAGAUCUCUUACCUGGCACGUGGAUUAAUAUGGCUUAUUUUGUGUACUUUUCCGUAGUGCUUGCAUUGACUACAAAACACAUAUACACGAAUACUGACAAUGAACGGAUUCUUCCAUAUAAUAUGCGUAUCAAUGCAAUCACAGGGCUCAUGUUUUUGGCCUUAUCGUCCAUCUGA